This is a messenger RNA of Histoplasma mississippiense, 6105 nucleotides long. RefSeq lists its product as hypothetical. Gene Ontology annotation, molecular function: protein binding; catalytic activity; DNA binding. Gene Ontology annotation, cellular component: kinesin complex. Lineage: Eukaryota; Fungi; Ascomycota; Eurotiomycetes; Onygenales; Ajellomycetaceae. Gene Ontology annotation, biological process: nucleoside metabolic process; DNA integration; DNA recombination. The record is from RefSeq and is a predicted model, not a curated record. Bases 1 to 6105 code for a protein of 2034 amino acids. The transcript has 10 exons.
AUGGCUCGUGGACACCGCGUACCAUCACCCGUCGACAGCGACAGCGAGGAAGACCCGAUGGACGAUGGUGAUGGUGAUGAUGAUGAUGAUGAUGAUAGCGAUGGUACGGCCUCCGAUUUCAGCGGAGAGACCGGCCUGACGGACCCGGCUGAUUACGGGGAAGACGGCAAGAAUGACGCCAGCGAUCUGGCUGGUCUGCUGGCGGGCGACGAGCACCUUCCAGAGUACUAUAUGGAUAUGAUGACCGACCCAGACGGAUCCUUACUCCAAUACGAUGAAUACGCGCCCAACUCUCGGAAGCUGCUCGACCGCAUCGAGCAGGAAUGGUUCAAAUUCUGCGCCUGCGUCAAGCGGGACCCCAAGGAGAUGUAUCAGCGGAUGGACGUAAAGAUGCUAUACACUUUCUUCCGCUGGGUGCUGAACCAACGUCGCGGCAAGGGUGGGAGACGACGCCAGGGGCUCAAAUACCAGAGCUCCCUGGAGACGUACUGGAAGAUCUUCCGUCUGGUCUACGAGAGGGAGAUGCAGGAGAAGAUCGACCGGGAGAUAUCGCUGAGGGUGAUCAAAAAUGUGAUCCCAAAACUGGCGCGGCUGUACCAUCUCAAGAAGGGGCGGCGGAAGAAGUCGGUCAUCUAUCUGGACGACCUCGUCAAGGUCGUCGAGACGACCGUCGCCACCACCAAGAAGAAGUUCGGUCACGGCCGGCAGCGGAUCCUGCUCUGCCUGUUCUUCCAGCUGGCCGGGUUCUCGGCCAAUCGACCGCAGGAGUUGCUGAAUCUGUGCUACCGGCACAUCAAGAUCACCCUCCUGAAGGACCCCGAUGGCGGGCCCAAUAACAUCCUGAUCGAGUUUACCAUUGAAUUCGCCAAAACAUUCCUUGGAGAGAAGGAGGAGACCACAUUUAUAGUCCCGGAGAUCAUCUUCGACCCGUCCCUGGUCCUCAGCCCCCACGUCACCCUUCUUGGGCUCCUGUUCGCCGAUCGCGCAUUCGCCCCUCUCGACGGCGAGAGGGUUCUCACUUCGGCACGACAACUCGUCGACCUGAAGAUACCGAAAGAUACCUACCAGCUCGAGCUCCACUUGGACCCGGCCGUGAACGAUGUCCCGGUGUUCCGGAAGUCUGAGCGGACACUGGAAGCGAUCGAGAUAUCGGCCAUUGACGCGCUGACGUACGGCACCAUCAAACCCUGGAUCAGGCGGAUCGGGGAGAUAUCUGCGUUCCGCGACAUCGUUCGGCCGUACAGCCUGCGGUAUGGUGCCGGCAAGGCGCUAGAUAACAGCGGGCACGUCAGCGAAGCGGUUCGCAGUCUGAUCUUCCAGCACUCAGACCCCCGUACGUUCCUCAAAUACUAUCUCCACAGGAAGGUGGACAAGGACGUUCGCGCCAUCGUCCAGGGUCUGGACCCGCAGGAACACAUCAUGCGCGCGGCGUGCCGGAUGCUCCGCUCCGUCAAUCCGCGCCGGCCGCAGGAACUGACCGCGGGCCAGUCGAGGUCGGUCAACCAGCAGCCCCACAUCCAGGAACUCAUCCGGAAACGCGAUCUGCUCAGCAGACGCCUUGGGCGACCCCUCAAGAAGCACAAGGGGACCGUCAAGUACGAGCUCCACAAGAAGAUCAGCUGUGAGCUGGCAGGCGCACGCCAGCGGGCGAGAGACAAACUCCUACGUGAUGUACAGGAAAAAUUUGACUUCGAGGAGCCCCUGCGCGAGAUCAAGCGACAGCUGUCCGGGAUCGAGGUCUCAAAGACAUUCGGUGAGUCUCGGAGCACCAAUGAGAAAGUCCCGCCCCCGCAGCGACGAAUGAUCUCGGCGCUUCUCUCGCUGCCCUGCGAGACGCUGCGGGACGAGAUGCUCCGACGCACCGAGGGGAUCGACGCGGUUGCGGCAUACUGCCUCUUCGAGGAGGGGGAUACUUGCCGACUCCCGCAUGACAAGAGACCUACCGCCCUGGCGCUUCGGAGGGUCAGGGUGGAGGUGCACAUUCCUCCGCCUCCCAGCCAGAGGGAGAUCGCAGCGGGGGCCGUGAUGAAGGACCAUCGGCCACUCUACUGCUUCAUCUGUCUGGAUAAAUUCUCCACCCACGGUGGGGUGACCAAGCACCUCGGACGUAAACACCUCCAGCGCAUCCAGCCUGGAGAUACGAUCAGAUGCCCGCGCUGUGAUGUGGUCCUCGAGAGCAAGAUGGAACUUCAGAGCCACGCCUACCAUAUCCACAGCACGAAUCAUAACUUUAAGAUUUUGUGUGACAAGGAACUGCUUCUCUCUUUGCUUUUUCCCAUCUGGGCAGCUAAGGGCGGUACAUACUGUACCUACGCCACCAGUCAGGACACGAACACACGCUCUCAGCUACACAUAAUCUGGUUCAAUCUCUACCUGAACCCUUUUCAUCCAACCUACAGCGAAAUGCCACCGAGAAGCCGCGAUGACUUUGCGAUCGCGAUCAUCUGCGCCCUCCCACUCGAGGCGGAAGCGGUUGAAGCCCUGUUCGAUGACACCUAUGAUCGGCUGGGGAAACACUACGGCAAACAACGAGGCGACGCGAAUGCAUACAUCAACGGACGGAUUGGCCGGCAUGAUGUAGUCCUUUGCUACCUGCCGGGGAUGGGAAAAGGCAAUGCAGCAGGUGUUGCCUCCAGCCUGCGAGUCAGCUACAGUAGAAUUGAGCUUGCGUUGGUUGUUGGUAUCUGCGGAGGAGCCCCGCCGCCACCCAAGUACCAAGAGAUCUUCCUUGGUGAUGUGGUCAUCAGUGAUUCAGUGAUCGAAUAUGACUUCGGCCGACGAUACCCUGGUGGUUUUCAGCGGAAGACUGGUGUCAAGGACACACUAGGCAGGCCAAGUCGAGAGAUUAGGGCUCUUCUAAAUAGCCUUCGUGCGGAGAAUGGUCGCAGGGAAUUUCAGGCCCAGACGCAACACUAUCUUCACUCCCUUCAACAAACAGGGACCAAGUGGCGUCAUCCCGGGGUUAAUGACAUUCUUUUCAAGGCCCACUAUCUCCAUAAGCAUUAUAGUGAUGCUUCGCCUGUUAUGUGCUCCUGUCUUGGAGAUGAUGCACCAGAUCAAAUCUGCAAGGACGCACUAGGGAAGGACUGCAACGUGCUUCAUUGCGACCAAGGUCAGUGGAUCCGAUGUCGAGAGGUCUUGGACGCCAUCCAGACCUCUAUAUAUAUUGGUCCUGUUGCCUCUGCCGACAUGGUGAUGAAAUGUGGACAGCAUCGGGAUGAGAUUGUCCAAAGAGAGAAGGUCAUUGGGUUUGAGAUGGAGGGGGCAGGGGUAUGGGACAAUGUUCCAUGUAUUAUCAUCAAGGGUGUGUGUGACUAUGCCGACAGUCACAAAAACAAGUUGUGGCAGGCAUAUGCAGCCGCGACCGGAGCGUCGGCGGCAAAGGCAUUCUUGGAGUACUGGAUGCCGACCAACCAUAAAGUCGAUGCAAGCAAAAACCGCCACAUGAUGAUCCCCUUUGCGAAAAAUCCGCAUUUCGUGGGCCGCCAGGAGGAAACUCAGAAAUUAGAGGAUCUAAUUACUGUGCCAGACGGACCAAGAAAGCUUGCUAUUACCGGAUUAGGCGGUGUGGGGAAGACUCAAAUCGCUCUGGAGCUAGCGUACCGCAUGCGAGACCGAGAACCUGAAUGUUCGAUCUUCUGGAUCCCGUGCACCAGCUACGAGGCUGUUGAACAGGCUUUUAUGACUAUUGCACAAGUGGUGGGGCUCCAUGAUGUAGAGCCGGUAGAAGUGAAAGAGCAUCUGAAGACUUACUUCGAUCAAACAGACAAGAAGUGGAUCCUGAUCUUUGACAAUGCAGAUGACAUGGAUAUGUGGAUCAAGGGCAACCCACCAGCACCACCACUCAAGAAUAUCAUCCCUCGAAGUGAGAAUGGCCAUGUACUCUUCACGUCCCGCAACCGAAAGCUCACAACAAAGCUGGCAUCGCCCAAUAUUGUCUCCGUUCCUGAUGUCGACCAAACAACCGCCAAGAAGAUAUUGGAAGAACUACUAAUCCAGAAGUGUUUGCUCCGCGAUGACUGUGAGGAGGAGGGGAGCAUAAUAGAACUGCUCGGAGAGGAGUUUGAGGAUGAUGGACGCUACGAAGAGAUCCAGAAUCCAAUAGCCACAACCUGGCUGGUCUCCUUUUUGCAGAUUCAGCAGGUAGAUGAAAUCGCCAGCGACUUUUUAUCAUUCAUGGCCUGUAUUAGUCCACGGGAGAUACCCGAAUCUAUCCUUCCGCCCACAACGUCAGCAAAAAGAAGAGUGGAAGCAUUGGGUCUUCUUAAAGCAUACUCCUUCAUCAGCGCACAGGUUAAUGAGAGUAUUCUUAGUCUCCACCGGCUAGUGCACCUGGCUACUCGAAAUUGGUUAAGGAAAAACAAAACAUUUGAGAGUUGUGUAAAGACAGCUGCGGAGCGGUUAAAUGAGAUUUUCCCUGAUGACAGCCAUGACAACCGACACACAUGGAGGGAGUUUCUACCUCAUGUACUGAACUUGGCAGACAGCGCAGAAUUCCAGGCUCAGCAAGGUUACUUUCAUGAUUUCCUGGAAAGAAUAGGAAGAUGUCUGCAGAGUGAUGGAAGAUAUACUGAGGCGGAAACUUUGUUCCGAAAUGUCCUGGAAAUCCGAGAAAGAGCUUGGGGACUGGAGCAGCGUAAUACUCUCAGCAGUGUCAGCAACCUUGGUUCAGUACUUGCACGGCAGGGCAAGUAUGAGGAAGCCGAGGCCAUGCACCGGCGGGAUUUGAUAGGGUCUGAGAAGGUCCUUGGUCCUGAGCAUCCUGAUACUCUCGCCAGUGUCAGCAACCUUGGUUCAGUACUUGCACGGCAGGGCAAGUAUGAGGAAGCCGAGGCCAUGCACCGGCGGGAUUUGAUAGGGUCUGAGAAGGUCCUUGGUCCUGAGCAUCCUGAUACUCUCGCCAGUGUCAGCAACCUUGGUUCAGUACUUGCACGGCAGGGCAAGUAUGAGGAAGCCGAGGCCAUGCACCGGCGGGAUUUGAUAGGGUCUGAGAAGGUCCUUGGUCCUGAGCAUCCUGAUACUCUCGCCAGUGUCAGCAACCUUGGUUCAGUACUUGAUGACCAGGGCAAGUAUGAGGAGGCCAAGGCCAUGCACCAACGGGCACUUCAAGGUCGUGAAAAGGUCCUUGGUCCUGAGCAUCCUAAUACUCUCAUCAGUGUCAGCCACCUUGGUUCAGUACUUGAUGACCAGGGCAAGUAUGAGGAAGCCGAGGCCAUGCACCAACGGGCACUUCAAGGUCAUGAAAAGGUCCUUGGUCCUGAGCAUCCUAAUACUCUUAGCAGUGUCAGCAACCUUGGUUCAGUACUUGCACGGCAGGGCAAGUAUGAGGAAGCCGAGGCCAUGCACCGGCGGGAUUUGAUAGGGUCUGAGAAGGUCCUUGGUCCUGAGCAUCCUGAUACUCUCGCCAGUGUCAGCAACCUUGGUUCAGUACUUGAUGACCAGGGCAAGUAUGAGGAGGCCAAGGCCAUGCACCAACGGGCACUUCAAGGUCGUGAAAAGGUCCUUGGUCCUGAGCAUCCUGAUACUCUCGCCAGUGUCAGCAACCUUGGUUCAGUGCUUGCACGGCAGGGCAAGUAUGAGGAGGCCGAGGCCAUGCACCAACGGGCACUUCAAGGUCGUGAAAAGGUCCUUGGUCCUGAGCAUCCUAAUACUCUCAUCAGUGUCAGCCACCUUGGUUCAGUACUUGAUGACCAGGGCAAGUAUGAGGAGGCCGAGGCCAUGCACCAACGGGCACUUCAAGGUCGUGAAAAGGUCCUUGGUCCUGAGCAUCCUGGUACUCUCACUAGCAUGCACCACCUUGCCUUUACUCUCAAACAACUUGGAAAAUUCUCAAAUGCCUUAAGCCUUCUGAAGAAAUGUGCAGACCUCCGCAACCAAGUAUUAGGGUCCCAUCAUCCCCACGCGAUAUUCUCAAGCAAUGCCUUUCGUGCUUGGGAAACAGCACCACACCAGUCCACAGCAACUCAGCAACCAUGUGCCUUGUCAGAUAAUCCGCCCCCUAACUCAAAUCCAGGCCACGCUUCUGGCGAUGAUCAUAUCCCCUCAGCUUCAAAACUUGUUGGCCGGAAACGCCGAGUCUUCAUGGAUUUCUUUCGCAGACAAUGA